AUGUUUCUGAAGUCGCUCACCAUCGCACUGUCUGCCUAAUCGCGCGAGUACUAACAAAGACGCUUGUGCACCCUGACGUCGAAAUCCUCCUUGAUUGAUAGACUAUCAAAACUUCAGGAUGUCUGGUGCCGAGACGCAUCGGUUGGCUUUGUUAGCGAGCAGCAGGGCGUUGAUUGCAAGAGUGCAGCUUGGCGAUGCGCCUGCUGCGCUUAGCCAGGCGCUUUCGACGCUCAGCUCGGUGAUCUACGCAUCCACCAGCUACGGCAGAUCAGAAUGCUCGUGCUCGUCAAGCAGCGGUCGCGAAGUCCAGCCAUCCGCGACUCCCGCUUCUCCCGCGACAGCCCAAACUAGCCGCGUGGCCCCGUUUCUUGCAUUGCAACGACCUAGCGCAGCUUUCUCUCGGCUCGGGUUGAGCACAUGGGCCCCGCACGCCUCCGUUAGCGGCUGGCACGGCGCGAGGCAGCUACACGCCGGGAGCGCUGCGCAGCAGGCGGCCGACGUGCCCGGUGGCAGCGCCUCGGGGAGCGGCGGCAAGGAGUCGGAGGGCGCGGCUAAGCCCCAAGAGCAGACUGUGACCAACCCGCUGGCAGCUGCGCUGGCGUCGGCGGCGUCAGGCCCAGUGGCGUCAGGGUCGGCGUCGGCAGCAGGCGGGCUGGCGCAGGCGGCGCAGGCGGCGGCGGGGCGCGGCCGGAGGCAGCCGCGCAACUGGAUGUGGUAUGACGCGGACGACGAGCGCGAGGAGCGGCGCAAGGAGCGGCAGCGCCUCGCCUGGGCCAUGGGGCCGGGCGGCGGCGAGGAGGUGGGCGCCGCGCACUUGAUGGACGUGCCGCAGAGCAUGAAGAAGAUGCAGCGCAUUGUCAAGCUGGUCCGCGGCCUGCCCUACCCGGACGCUGUGGCCCAGUGCAGCCUGGUGCCACACAAGGCCGCGCGCUACAUGCUGCAGGCUCUGGAGGCGGCGCACGCGGACGCCACAGAGGUCAAGGGGCUGGACGCCGAGCGCCUGGUCGUGGGCACUGUGUUUGUGACGCGCGGCGCCUACGAGCCCGGCAUCAGCUACCACUCGAAGGGCCGCCCCGGCUCCAAGACGUUCCACCGCAGCCACAUCCGGGUGGUGCUGAACCAGGCGGCGGAGCGGCCGGCGCCGUUUGCGCGCAUAGUGGCGCCGCUCAUGAGCCGCCGCGGCCUGCUGGGGGGCAGCGGAGGAGCAGGUGGGGCGCCGCGGCCGCGGUUCGCGUACCGGACCGAGGUAUGAGUGACAGAGUGGCGGCCGGUGUUGCGGGUGCUGAACGUGGAGGCGAGUGGUGGCUGGCGCAACUGUUGUCAGGGAGGUAGGUGACACACCCCCGGGGUAGCUGGCGGUUGCUAUGGAGGGCACUGAGGGCCCAGGCCGCACAGGGGCAUGGGGCACGUGCCAUGCGGCUUAGGUGUGUGCGUGUGUUGUGGAGCCAGGGCUGUGUUGUGGGAGCAGCCCCUACACUGAUACGCCGUGUUUCGGGUGUGCUGUGCUGUGAGCCUGUGUCUGGCGCUGUGCCUGGCUGGCGGUGUCUGUAAAGCUUUACAAACUGACCCCAGCUUUGUCCGGGAGGUGAGGCUAUUUCGGCCGUCCUUCGGCCUCAGGCGCUAAUUGUUAUGUGGGCUCAGCCCACGUCUGCACCUGUCGUGUUCGUGGGGCAGGGAAUUCACUUCGUGGGAGCUGGACUUUUCAGGGGUAAUACUUGCAGGUGUCUUGUUUGCCGCCCUGUUCCCUAGAGUGGAAAGUCUACUAUGGCCUGGCGUUCCGUUAUGUCUGGCUCUACGGCAAAACCACGUGCACGUGUCCCCACGUGUCAUGAAUCGUACAGUUUGACCUGGGCUAAGCGGAUAU
Messenger RNA from Chlamydomonas reinhardtii, 1864 nucleotides. RefSeq lists its product as uncharacterized. The coding region runs from base 119 to 1252 and encodes 377 amino acids. Lineage: Eukaryota; Viridiplantae; Chlorophyta; Chlorophyceae; Chlamydomonadales; Chlamydomonadaceae. The transcript has 6 exons. Gene Ontology annotation, biological process: ribosome assembly; translation. The record is from RefSeq and is a predicted model, not a curated record. Gene Ontology annotation, cellular component: mitochondrial large ribosomal subunit; ribosome. Gene Ontology annotation, molecular function: structural constituent of ribosome.